GGCAACGAACAACGUGAACGCCAAUUUGAAUCGAAAACACGAGCGUCGCAAAUAAACCAAAUUCAAAUACAAAUUCGAAUGGAAAUUAAAACAACACACACGCAUAGCGGACGGCAACAUUGCCUUAGAAAUUGAGACGCGCCGUGAGGAGUGAACUGGCAGCAAGGUGUUUGAUUAGCCACCUAUUUGAAUUGCUGACUAGCUAUUGAGCGCCCAAAAAUUAUGCUCACAGCGUGCGCUCUAAAACUUUUUUCGCCUAAAUACGCUCAGCGUUGGAGCUGACGUUAAGUUAUUUUCAUUUUUGUUUUGGCGACGAGUAAACAGUUCGGCGUGAACUGUUUUGUGCUAGUGGCAGGCGUGAUUGAAUUCUAAUUUUUGAAAUUAAAUCAAAGUUAACGGGAGUAUUUAGCGAAAAUAUGUUUUCGUACGUUUUCGGAAUAAUCAAACACGAAAGGCAAAUAUACAAAGUGACAUAGUGAGUUGUGCUGAAAAGAGCUUUCACAGGAGAAAAGGGACUAUUUUCUAAACGUAGUGACGAAUGCGUGGAAAACAUUUGUGCCCGUAAGAUUUAAAACAAAACAAAUCUAGUGCAAAUUAUAUUUGAAACGAAGCGUGAAGAAACAAGCAUAAACGACGGACGCAGCAGAAAUAGAAUUUGUCUAAUUUAUGGCUCUCUUUCUUAUUGUUUUUAUUAAUUUGUAAUUAUAAACGCGCUACACGCAACUGUCUUUACACCGUUUAACGGCACAUCCGGCGGAAAUUCGUUUUUGGCCAUCUUCAUAUUGGCGGCGAACUGAACGCAUAGUGGAGCUGGCUAUUAAAAGCGUAAACACACGCACAAACGCAGCUAGUGGGUGGAGCAACAAGUGCUCUGCCAAAAUUUUGUAAACGACAAACGGCGGAGAGUUUGUCGUGCCCUUCUUUGCGGAAGGCUGACAAAAUGUCUGUGGAUAACCCAUAUUACUUCUACAAUGACAGCAAGUCGCCGCGCACGCCGGAUUCUCAGAGCUCUAACAAGACAUUUUCCAUAUUCAAGCGACGCAAUUCGAAAGGCAGCAGUCCGCGGGUCAUCAUACCGGAACAGACGCGGCUAAUCACUUCGGCGAAUCUCGAUUCGGCAGCCACUAUGGCGUUAGGGAGUCCGCGUGGCAGUUUCGGUUCUUUAGGCGGCUUCUCACAACAAUCUUUUGAAAUGCAGCCAUUGAUGUAUCGUCAGCGUUCGUCGAACUCACACUCGGAGACGUUCCGUGAACGGCUGGGCUCCUAUAACGAAUCUAAUUCCUCGAUGUGCGGUGUUGGCGGAGGCGGUGGUGCAGGCAGUGACUUUGAUGAUGUCUUUUGCAUGUCGCCCUCAAGCAAACAUCAUCACACACUGCCGAACAGCAAUGCACGUCGUCACUCCUUCGGCAAUUGGCGGCAGGCGAGCGAACGUCAUAACCACAAGAACACGGGACUCAGCACACCGGAUGAGGUGCCAAAUAUGAUGGCUCCACGACCGCCCGUCUUAUCGCCAAAUAAAUAUCGCGGUUUGCAUCGGCGAAGAGAUAACUGCGGCACAGCAAGCAACUCAUCAUCCAACAGUUCGGGCGCCUACAAUAUGGACGACAUACUUAUUAUCACUGCUAAGCAUAGUGAACGCGCCAUAUUGCGCGCCAAUUUCCUGAAGAAUCAUUUCGACAAAAUCACAAAACAGCGUGGACGCAAGCCUUUCAACUUUUUGCACAUCAAGAUCGAAGAUGGUCCCUUCAGUGAGGAGAUCGCACACAAAUACCAAAACACCGCCUUACAGAUUGUCAUACUCUGUCCAGCGCUAUUGGCGCUCUCACACUCAUUUCUUCUCUCACAGUUAACUGCCAUUAUACGUGUGGAGAAAGUAUUGGGUAUCCUUUUGGAUAUUUCGGAGGAUAAAGUCAAGGAGAUACAAAAAACAGCACUACCAAGCUACUACAAAUGGCGUCGGUGCACCAUACGCGACAAUGACCAAGCGCAGAUCAGCAAUAUACUCGGCAUAGCUACAGAUAUUUUAGGUCGCGCACUAUGUCAGCGACCACCGUGUCACGAAAACAGCAGCAUUUCGCGUAGUUUCUCAAGUUGCUCGGAGGGUUUCACUAUACUACCAAAAAAAGUGAAGAUCGGACAAAAUAAAGUCGUGGCAAUGCUAGCCGAACCGCUAGAAAAAGAUGACACUAUCAAGCUAAUGGUGGAGAAAUCUGGUGAGCUAAUUGAAAUCAGAAAUUUCAAGUGCCGCAAUCCAUACACAGUGCAGUUCUCAAUACCAGAGUCCUGUAUGGAAAUCUCAACUAUGGUUGAGAUACGUAUUGAAAAAAAUGAGAAAAGUCUCGGCGCUCGCCCCAUCAAAUGUGAAAGUCGCAUGCGCGAGCUCGAACAGUUGUUGCGCACCGAGGACUCUCCCAUCGAAUUCAUGUGCCACUCACUAGGCAUUGGACCAGCAGAACGCGAUGCGCUCGACCUGCACUUGCUACAGUGCUUCCAGAAGAAUAUGCCGCCAAAUUUUCAUUUACUCAACGGUGCCUAUGAGAAGCAACAUCACUUCCUAACCAUACGUGAAUCAAGUCCCGAAGAAUAUCCCACACUUUUACAUUUUUCAGCACGUUGGGGUCUUAACCGUCUGUGUAUUCAGUUGAUGGAAUGCCCGGGCGGUGAUACCGCAUGUGGUAUACGUAAUUGUAUCGGCAAAACACCCGCCGAACUGGCCGAACAGGAGGGACAUCACAAGCUAGCGACGAACAUUGUUAGUUUUUCUGAGUUUCACGAACUCACCACUAUGUAUCACUACUUCAAGGGUAUAAGUAGUUCCACUGGACACAACAACAAUAAUCAAGCAAUGGUAAAUGGAAAAAUGGCUAACAGCAAUCACAACCUUAACAACCAGAGUAACAACAAGGUCGUUAUUGACGCUGUAAGGUCGACGCCGGCGUCCCCAAAAAUGAACCAACCGAAACCACAAAAACCCACACUACAAGAACCGCAGGAAUUACAACCUGCCGAGUAUAUGGAAAUGUCAAGUGGUUCUGAACGUGAGAAUACACCCGACGCCAAACCAAAUACAGAGACAUUAGCCGUAUCGAACUUAAAUUACAUUAGCGUAGAAAUAGAGGAUGAGAAUUUACAAGGCUCCUUCGCCGAUGUUUGUAAGAAUUUUGAGAAGGUUGUAACUACACCCGAAGUAACAACGAAUGAAUUACGUAUAAGUGAACCACCUUACUACCAAUCAAAGGAGCAGAAUAGAUCUGUUGAUGUCACUGAUUCGCCUUACCAAUCGGAUAAGUUCAGUCAUGAAUGUUCACAGUUGCUGGAAAACUGCAUCGGCACAACCGCCAGUAACGAUUAUGUACUUCAGCCAGCGAAUAUACCAAUGCCACCCAAACCAGCUAGUACACAAACACCAACAGUCGCAACCAACGCAGAUACUGAUGAUGGCAAUUACCUCUUUCAGCCUUCGAACCGACCAGUCGAAAACGAAUUGCUGCCACAGAACCGUCUCAGCUUGAGCCGUUCAUUAAGCUCUUCCUCUCGCGGUGGACAAAACCCCACAUAUGGCACGUUGAAACGUACCGCCUCAGACGCGUCUAGUGUAACAACACGUUCCAAUGCCGACGAUGAAUUGGCCGAAAUUAUGCACGACUUCAAGAACAAUGUGCUCAGCAUACGCGAUGUGGAGUUGUUGGUCGAAAAAUGGAAACACCGCAACGAUGUGCAACAGAGUUUCCGCGAGAAACAAGAGCAAAUCGAUCAGUUGCGUAAGGAAUACGAUCGUAUACAGGAAAAUUUGAGAUCACAGUUGAAGCGUGAGACACCCUUUGAGAAAAUCAAGAAACUUUUUUCAAGGCACAAAUCAACAACGCAUUUACCGGAGAAGGCGUCAUGUACUGACAGCGUGCUUGACGAAACGAAAUCUUCCAUCACAACCAGUUCAAGUUUUAAAUCUUCACAGCGUCCCAUUAGCUCGCUAAGCUUGCAAAGUGUUUCUUCAUCUUCGUCUUCGGGCCGUCUCAGCACUGGAAGCAAUUGCAGCGGCACAUCACUAGGUGAUUCUGGCACACACUCUGACCACGAAGAGCGACGUUUCGGAUGUCGUCUUGCUUCACCCGCCGCGCUUAUGGAUAACUAUCUUGUACCGCCACCACCACGUCCCGUACUAACACCAAAUUCAACACCCGGUGAAGAGCGCCAUCAGCUCGUUUUCCCCUCACCGAAAUCAUCACUCCAACGGCUAAACACACCCACAAGUCCGACCGAUGGCGAACACUAUCAGAUGUUCCCCUCUAACAUACCCGUCUACACCAGUCAGAACUUGUCGACGUCACAGCCCAACAACUACCUGAACACAAUUAUAGAGGCCAAAGAAAAUGACGCCAGUACCGCUUGCAGCAACAGCGGUGGCAAUCAUCAAUACCAAAAUGGCGUCACUCUGCAACCCAUCAAAAUUAACGAACGCGCGAAUAUCAUCUAUGGCAAGCUGACGAAGGCAUCGUCCCCGUGCACCUCAUUUAAGCCGAAGCAAAUUGCGGUGCCACAGGUGGGCAGCAUUGAAGUGCAGGCUGAAGUUUAUCAGAAUGUCGGCGCAAACUUGGAACAGAUCAAGGAAGUUGAGGCGAUGAAAGAGGGGAAAGAGAAUGGCACAGUGGCGGCAGCGGUUACCGAGUCACCAAACUACAUGAACUGCUGAACGAAGUUUGCUAAAGUGGUCGGUGGUAAAAGCUCUUGGACCCUAAGGUGACGGAGUAAAUCGGCCUUUACUUUUCGGAAAAUUUAUAUUUGCAUGUGUUUCAUUAACAAAUGAUAAAUAUAAUAUGUUAGCUAGUUAUUAAACGCUUGCAGGGGAUAUUCGAUUUUUAAAUCUUUGAACAAGCAAAGAGUCAAAAUACUGUAUAUAAACAUCAUGUGUACCGUUAAGCACUCUAGUGUACUAUAUUUUUUAUUAACUUACAUAUAGUGUUAACAAAAUUAAGUGCUAGAUGUAAUUAAAAUUAAUUAACGCUGUAAUUAAAAAAUACGAAAUGAGUAUGAACUAGUUAAAACGUUUAAAUACUAAAUAUUAAAGUAAAAAAAUCACAAGAAUUCAAAGGUGGGCUUAUAGGGCACAUAAAUGGAGACUUAUUGAUAGAUUACCGGUGUUUUUCAGACCGUUUAAUCAAAAAGGCUUAACGCACCACUAUCAGCUUUCAAGUUCGAAUAAAAAUUUUUACAUAUAAAUUAAUUCAUAUUAUGUAAAAAAUUUAUUUUAGUUUGUAUUCUAUUUAUAAUCGUUACACACACAAUUAAGUUAAUUAAUUGUAUAAGUAUUUUAUCGUUAGUAAUUGUACAGUACAACAACAACCAAACAUAUUGCACACAUAUCAAUUGGUUAGUUUAAAUAAUGGUUUUUAUUAAAUUUAGUCUUCAUUAAGUUUAAUUUAUGCAUCGAAUCAUUCAAGUUGUAUUAGUAAUAUUGAUUUAAAUCAAGAGCAAAAACGAACAAACCAACGAUUUUAUUAUUCACAGCAAAUUAUUUGCGUUUAUUAUGUUUUCAAGCGUAAGUUUUGUAAGCUUUUGAAGAGUUUAAGUUCAUUCAUAGAUAUAGGUAUUUGUAAGAGAUAGUUGUCGGCAUACACCUAUCCCUACAUACAUGUACAUUACGUACUCGUAUUAACUGAAGUUCUUAUAUGAAUUAAAAAUCGUUAUAAAUAAAUCCUUAUUCUAUAUAUAAUCAGCUGAUAAUACAUAAAACUUAAUAAUCCAAUAAAUAUAUUAAAAUAAAUUCGUUAAGGUGAAGAAA
Messenger RNA from Bactrocera oleae (olive fruit fly), 5779 nucleotides. RefSeq names its product DBB domain-containing protein stumps (gene stumps). Lineage: Eukaryota; Metazoa; Arthropoda; Insecta; Diptera; Tephritidae. Gene Ontology annotation, molecular function: transmembrane receptor protein tyrosine kinase adaptor activity; fibroblast growth factor receptor binding. Gene Ontology annotation, cellular component: cytosol. The record is from RefSeq and is a predicted model, not a curated record.